CUCGGAGAUUGCAUCCACUUGUCUAUUCCAGCAAUUGCGGACUGUGCUUUUAGUUCCGUUCAGUUGUGGAAAGUGCAUUUGAAAAGUUAUGUGUGUCAACAUGAUUUCAGCAAAAGGACUAGUUUUUGCGUUGGCACUAGUCUCAUUCCAGGUCGAGGGCCUACCCAAGAAAGCAGACGGAUCCGAGAGAAAAAACAUCCCGGGUGGAUUAUCUCCGCGGGAUGUAAAAGACGAGAAGAUCCAAUCGCUUGCCAAUUUCUCUUUCUCCGCUGUGAAAACUUCUCUAGGAAGUAAUGACGAACUCAUACUCGUUAAAGUUACCGAGGCUUACUCUCAGGUCGUUGCCGGCAGUCUGUAUCACAUCACGAUGGAGGUAUCAACUUCUAAGGGCGUUUCAAAAUCUUGCACCGUGAAAGUUCUUGAACAGCUGUGGAUCUCUCCCGAUCCUAAAGUGACCGAAGUCAUAUGCGAAGAUAAACCAUCGAGCUAAGGGAUAGGUGUAAGUUAAACCAAAGAAAAGGAAAAGAAGAAAAACAGAAUCAACAGUCUAAACUUUUGAUAAAACCGCUUUGAAGUAUUAAAACCCAUGAGAUUAUUUUGGUUGUACUGUGAAUUGGACUUAAUUUUGCAAGAAGGAUCAGCAAUAUGUGACUCACCCGUAAAAUCACCUAUCUGCAUUAGAAAACUAAAGGCACUCAUGUCCUUUUUCAAAUGAGCCAGAAAUAGUAGUUCAUAUCGCGAUGGAGGUCUCAACUUCGGAGGGUAUUACGAAAUUGUGCUCCGUGAAAGUUCUUGGACAGUUCUGGAUUUCUCCCGAUCCUAAAGUGACGGGAGUCAUAUGAGGAUAAACCAUCGGGCUCAAGGGGUAGGUGUAAGUUAAACUUGAAAAAAAAAAAAUUAACAUUUCAAAAUUUUGAUAAAACCACUUUGAAUGAUUAAAACUCGUGAGAGUAUUUUGGUUGUACAGUGAAUUGGACUUAAUUUUGCAAGGAGGAACUGCAAUAUGUGAAACACUCGUGAAAGCACCUAUCUGCAUCAGAAAACUAAUGGCACUUACGUCGUUUCUCAAAUGAGCUAGGAAUAGCAUUUCCUUAUUGCAAAAUGCAGACCACUUGCGCUAACAGAGAAAAACUCACCGUAUUUCCACACUAUUUUCAUAUUAUAAAGUCACGUGUAGAGUAUAUUUUUCACUUCGUUAUAGCGUCCCUUUAAGUAUGAAUAGGAAGUAGGUACAAAUUUUUCCUAUGCGGGCGCGCUUUUGACUUUAUCUCAAUGCAGCUCGUGCAGCCAGCCACAUAUAAUGCGCUGUACUUUUCAGUGGUGUAUAUGCCAAGGCCAAGAGUGUAAGUGCAGAAGAGAAUUUUUUUGUUUUAAUUUAAAAAGAUGAAGGUAGUGGAAUGAAAUGAGUUAAAAUCAACCAUAUUAUAUUGUAAAAGAAUGUUCUAGAACGUUACAUAAUUUUAUUCGAGUUGCCUUAGCGUAAUCACUGACUGUGUCAUCGGAUGAUCCCUUUGCUUUCAAGUUUUUUUUUACGUUGACUUACGUUACAUUGUAUCGACAUUAAUGGUACUUAAUAAUUUGAAAACAAUCUCUUUCAAGGCUGAAAUAAGUACCGUAAAACACUCACAGCGUUUUUCUCAAAUUCGGCAUUUCCUUUCGAAUUAGGAAUUGCUAUCAAAGGGUCAAUAUUUUCAAAUUUUUGGAUGUUUCAAUGCAAUAAACGAUACAAAAUUAACCUUUUUAA
This is a messenger RNA of Bemisia tabaci, 1744 nucleotides long. RefSeq names its product cystatin. Gene Ontology annotation, molecular function: cysteine-type endopeptidase inhibitor activity. The record is from RefSeq and is a predicted model, not a curated record. Lineage: Eukaryota; Metazoa; Arthropoda; Insecta; Hemiptera; Aleyrodidae.